Molecule: messenger RNA, 5491 nt
Organism: Hemicordylus capensis (graceful crag lizard)
Lineage: Eukaryota; Metazoa; Chordata; Lepidosauria; Squamata; Cordylidae
Gene: UST
Product: uronyl 2-sulfotransferase
Exons: 8
Coding region: 269-1858 (529 amino acids)
Cellular component (GO): membrane
Molecular function (GO): sulfotransferase activity
Source: RefSeq, a predicted model, not a curated record
AGGAAGCCACAGGAGCUCUAGUUGGAAAGGGUCAACGCCGCCCGUGGCGCCACGAGAAGAACCGCGCUCGAGAGAGCUUCGAGUUCGGCCAGCCUCAUUCGCUCAGACGUCGUCGACGCGAGGAAGACAGUGAGAAGCAGCCGCCAGGGGUCGCUGGUGUGGCGACUAGAGGCAGCCCCUCGGCGCGGCCGAUGGGCGGGCCUGCGAGCGAGAGAGACGCAAACAACUUUUUGCAGCGAGUUGCAGGGCAGGCACCGGCCCGCCGUGCAUGAGCUGUAACCUGAUCCGGGAGCGAGACGCUGGAAGGCGAGAGGGAGCGAAAAAGCGGCUGCGGAGAAGGAGGAGAGGAAUCCUCGCCAAGGAGCCGACGAGGGGGGAUGGUGGUGGCCGCCCCCUCCACCCGCUCCUAGAGGCGCCCAGACCACGGUGGAGCCGGCAAUGGGAAGAAGAGAAGCCGCCUGAGCCUCCGGCGAACUUUUCUCCUCCUCCACGCCGGGCAGUCGGAGCUGAGCAGGCGGAUGGAGGAUGCGCUCUCCCCGGCGGGCUGUGUGAGCAGGAGGCGGCGGCGGAGGAAGCGACGGGGACAAGGACGAUGAUGAAGAAGAAGCUGCUGCCGCCGCCGCCGCCGCCACAGCCGCAGCGGCACUACAGCACGGGUUGUCCGGAGCCCCGGCCUCAUGUGGCCCCGUCGGCCCUUGGGGGUCCCGGGCAGCAGGGAGUGGGCUGGAGGCGGCGGCGGCCCCUCUCCCUGAUGCCCUUCCUCUCCCUCCGCGACUACGGCUUCUGCAUGGCCGCCCUGCUGCUCUUCUGCCUGGGCUCCCUCUUCUACCAGCUCAACGGGGGGCCCCCUCACUUUCUGCUGGACCUGAGGCACUAUCUGGGAAAUUCCACUUACUUGGAUGAUCAUGGGCCGCCCCCUCGAAAGGUACUUCCAUUUCCUAGCCAAGUGGUGUACAACAGGGUUGGAAAGUGUGGGAGUCGAACUGUGGUUUUGCUGUUAAGAAUUCUAGCUGAGAGACAUGGGUUCAACUUGGUUACAUCAGAUAUUCAUAACAAGACAAGACUGACCAAGAAUGAACAGAUGGAAUUGAUUAAAAAUAUAAGCACUGCCGAACAGCCCUAUUUAUUCACUAGACAUGUUCAUUUCCUCAAUUUUUCAAGAUUUGGAGGAGACCAGCCAGUAUACAUCAAUAUUAUUAGAGAUCCCAUUAACCGGUUUUUAUCCAACUAUUUUUUUCGUCGGUUUGGAGACUGGAGAGGGGAGCAGAACCAUAUGAUCCGCACCCCAAACAUGAGACAAGAUGAGAGAUAUUUAGAUAUUAAUGUAUGCAUUCUUGAGAACUACCCUGAAUGUUCCAAUCCCAGGUUAUUUUAUAUUAUUCCAUAUUUCUGUGGACAGCAUCCAAGGUGCAGGGAGCCUGGCGAAUGGGCCCUCGAAAGAGCAAAAGUGAAUGUGAAUGAAAAUUUCCUACUUGUGGGGAUUCUGGAAGAAUUGGAGGAUGUGCUGCUUUUACUAGAAAGAUUUUUACCUCAUUAUUUCAAGGAUGUACUCAGCAUCUACAAAAACCCAGAACAUAGGAAACUCGGCAAUCUGACUGUGACCGUGAAAAAGACCGUCCCUUCUCCAGAAGCCAUACAAAUCCUGUACCAGCGCAUGAGAUAUGAAUAUGAGUUCUACUACUAUGUGAAAGAGCAGUUUCACCUGUUAAAGCGCAAGUUUGGACUUAGAUCUUCAAACAGUAACUCUUCUCCCAGGCUAGAAUUUGUCAUUUCUUCUCCUCUGGAAACUGAAGAGCCAGUAUUGGAAGAUGAGGAGCAGGAUGACGAAAAGUGGUUGGAAGAUAUCUAUAAAAGGUGAUGCAAGCAUCACUUCCUCUUCUUACCAAUGCUUCCAAAUUUUUCAAAAACUAGUGUUAAGAAAAUUUCGUAAGGAAGUAAGUUAAUGUGCAGUCAUAUUGAAAAAGAUUUUUUGUCCCCAGGUUGCAGUGAUAGAGUAACCCCUCCCAUUUUGGGAGGGUUUGUUUGUUAAAUCUGUGUUUGUUUGCCUUGGCUGCAUAUGAUUGUUGUAGCUAGGACAUACUUCUUAAUGCAACAUUUUAUUUUACCACAAAUAUUUAAAUUUGUGAUGUCAUUGUAAAAUGUUUUAUGGGGGUAUCUACUUGCAAACUGACAUAUAUCACAGCUUAUGUCAUACACAAAAAUUGUUUGCCUGUGCUAGUACCUAUACUGAAUCUAUUGCAGCCUCAUUUGAGCACUCGGAUCAAAGGAUUGUGUCACUCCUGAAUAGGGAAUGAUAUUGCGCUGAAAUAAAAAAAGAAAUGCAUUGCCUCUACAGCAUAGGAGAAUGGAAAACCAGUUAGACUAUGUUUCUUCUGAGGAAGCCAUCCACAGUAAGGGCACUAUCAACUGUGCAAUUCAAUAUGUGGGGAAAUUUAGCUGAUGAUGCUGUUAAAUAUCUGACUUUCUCAGAAAUCCAGCAGCAUUUGAAGUCGAUGAAAGCUAGACGGUAUAAUGUUGUUCACUGAAUUUGGUGGUAGUGGUGAUGUUUACUGAAGAUUUUAAAAGACUGGGAGUGGGGGCAUGGAACAUUUUUCUUUAUUUUAAAGGGAGAAAUCUUCUUGUGAUAUUAUUCUCAAGCUUGUUUAUAGACAGAUACCAUAAAGGAUGAGAGCAGGAAUAUUCAAGCAUCUUUUGAAAAAUGAAUGGUUCUUUUUAGUUGAAAGAGCAUUUCUGAAACGGUAUAAAUGUAUGAGCUAUUUAUGAUGAAUUAGUUCCAACUAAAAGAUAUUCUGACUAGAAUGUCUAGUCUCUCACUAAGAUGUCUCAAUACUCCGGUUGUGUGAAAAUCCAAUACUAAACAGUAGCUGACAGCACAUGUGUAAGGAGGUUCUGCGGGGACACAUCAGAAACCUUCAUGCAACUCCCCAAGUCUUCAUGGACGUGGGCUGUUGCACCACAGGGCUCACACUUCCAACCACUGCUCAUACUCCACCAGUUCUCUGCAAGAUUGGAAACAUGUUGCUGAGGAUCAGCAACAUGUUUCUGAUCUUGCAGCGCACUUCUGGAAUUUGAGCAGCAGUUGGAAGUGUGCAGACUGGGAGUUGCACAAGGUCUCCUGGUGAUGUGUCGCCACAGAGCCACACUUUGUUAGGACGCUUUGUUAGGGCAGUACAGAAAAGUACAGACAGUUUUCAGUCCACAUUGUCACCUGUUUCCCAGUGGCAGAUAUCUAGAACUUGUAUCUAGCCAUGGGCAGGUACUCUUUAGUUCAAAGCAACAGAGCAGGAAAUGUAUAGAUUCUUACACAUUCCUACAUGUGUGCUGGACAGAGUAGUAUAGUCAGCAUAUGGUAAGAUAAUAUUAAAUUACUACUCUCGGAAACAAGGACGGAGGAGACAUAGGCUCACCCAUCCACCCCACUGUUUAAUCAGAGAUACCCAACCAGAUAUUGCCUCUUAUGUUGGUGGUGUGGAUCCUUUGGUAAGUUCCCUUCCCAGAGCCUUUGGGAUUGGGACAUGAAUAUAGUAAACCAUAAAGAUAUAUUGUACUACUUCUGGCAAGAUUGAACACACAAAAUUGUGUUAAGGCUCAAUGACAACAUAGGUAGAUUAUCUUGUCACUAGAUAUAUCCUAAUUUUAUGGUUCCAAUGCACUACUCUAAAGGAACAAAUUGGGAGAGGAAAUACAGUUAUCCAAGAUGCUGCAUUGUAUAUUUAAGUGGUUUCUAUGAAAUUACAUUUAAAGAGUAAUAAUUAGUUUACACACUGUGGAAUUUUUAUUUUGGGAAGAAAAUUAAUUUUCACACUUUAAAAAAAAGUACAAAUUUUUAUCCUUAUUGCAACAGCCCUGGGCCACUUAACAUGUUCACAUUCUCUGCAAUUUCACUGUCGCUUAAAUCUAUUUUUAUCAGUCUAUUUAAUAUUAUUUUCUGCCAUGAAUACUUUGCAAUGUUAAAAGUUACAGCUGUUGGGCAAUUUACUUGCUAGGUUUUAAUGUUGUAUAUUUUUUGUACAAGCAACAUGGCCUCUACUCCCAGAAAGGUACUUCAUAAAUUUAUUUGGCACAUAAGCUUUUAAGAUUCUUAACACAACAGGCCAUUUGUCUGUCAUUAAAUAGAUUUUAUAAUUUACUUUAAACAUUUUGGAAGCACAUUUAAGUUUGUUAAACUUUUGACUUAUUUAUUGUGACUUUUCAGCACAUUCCAAAUUCUAAGUUGCUCAGGAAAGGAGUGCAUUUAAAUGAUUUAGUUUUAGUUUUAGUUUUUGUUUUGUUUUGGGAUUUUUUUGGUAAUAAAAAUCACUGUUAUAAAGCCUUCAGCCCAUUACAGGCUUUUUGGAAGUGCCAUAUUUGUUGUUUGUAAAUCUCUGUGAGGGAGUAAAAGGUGGGUUCUUGGCAUAUGUGAAGAUAUCGUAUAUGUACAUUAGGUUAGUUGUAAAUGAAGCAGCCUGUGUUUUGAUGAAAUAUUCAUUAACUUAUUCACUGACUUCUUUGAUAUUAAACUACAAGACGUCCAUCUAACCUUUUUUCUUUUAUCCACUAAUAAUUUCCAUUUAGAACCUGUGUUGUGUUCUUCACAGAAUGAAAAUCAAUCAUCCAGCCCCUUUUGGCUAAAUAUAAAGGUGAAAGGGUCUUUCCUUUGAAUCAUCCUGGAAAAGAGUGUAUUAUAAAGCAUAGUUUAUUGGCUUAAGGCCAGACUUCAAGCAGGCUAGUUUGGAAGGACUAUAUUAUACCCUGAAAGCCCAAAAGCGAAGCUUCUUUUAAAUUGUAUGAGAAAUACAGUAAACACUUGGAAUGGUGCUGCUCUUCCAGUGUGCUUUAUUGCUGUCAUGGAAUAAUGUUUAAUGCCUAGUGGGAACAGCUUUCACCCUUGCAUUGCUUUUGACUAGCUAACGUAGAAAUGGGUGUGGUGAUAGUUGAUAUCCAGGCUUACAGCUCUAAAUGUCCAGCAAUCCUCAGGCAAAUUUACAAAGUGUAAAGAAGUUGUGUUUUUCAUGCACAAAAGACAUAAAAUGCUCUAAUGAUUUAAAAAAAGAAACUUAGCUACAAAAUGCAAAAUUGUAUUAAUAAACGGUACAUUUUGGUUUAAUUUAUUUGUUCUGAGGAGGUACAGUUUAAUCGCAGUUGUAUAAAAUGCACUCAGAUAAUUGUGAAACCAUGAAUGUCUUUGUUUCUUUUAAAGGUACAUUACAAUUGUUUUUGAUUUUGUUAAUUCUUUAUCACCUAGUUUUUGUGAUAAAUUACAUUUAUUUGAUGGUAGAAUUUAAUAACUGAGGCCAAUAAAAUCAAAGUGGUACUCUUAAAUUAAGCCAGUUCCAGUUGAUAAAAGUAUAUGACUCCCGGCAUUAUUUAAAGAGCAAAUCUGACUCCCUUUGUUGCUAGUAGAAUCUACACUGAAUGGAGGCUUGUACUCUUGGACCACCGCUACUAUCCACCAAAAACAUUUGAAAAUUAAAUUACAUACAAAUUAAUAAAGGCCUGUGAUUUGCAAGAA